Fusarium falciforme is the source of this 1116-nucleotide messenger RNA. RefSeq names its product Glucose N-acetyltransferase 1. The coding region runs from base 1 to 1116 and encodes 371 amino acids. Lineage: Eukaryota; Fungi; Ascomycota; Sordariomycetes; Hypocreales; Nectriaceae. Gene Ontology annotation, molecular function: glycosyltransferase activity. The transcript is spliced from 3 exons. The record is from RefSeq and is a predicted model, not a curated record.
AUGGGCUGGCAGCUGUCCCUUUCUUCGCAGCUGUCUCGCUACCUGAGCCAAGCUGUCGACAUGUCGGCCGAGACGACGGCGCCUCUAUCACCAUCGCGCUUCAUGGCGUCAAAGCGCUACCGAUGGACAGCCCUCGCCGCCCUCCUCACCAUCUUCUUCGUCUUCUUCCUCGUCCAGAACCAUGACUCUCUCCCUCAGAGGCUCCCGCAGGGCAUCCCGUCCACCUAUACCUACACCGGCGGCGACGUCGAUUGGUCGCGCUUCGCAUACACGCAAUACGUCACCAACAGCGAGUACCUCUGCAACUCGGUCAUGUUCUUCGAGUCGCUGCAUCGACUGUCCAGCAAAGCCGACCGGGUCAUGAUGUUUCCGUCGCGAAUGCUCAAGGGUGAAGACGACGAGUCAAGCGACGCCCGCCUGCUCAUCAAGGCUCGCGACAGCUACAACGUCAAGCUGGUUCCAAUUACCAUUCAGCACAGAGAUAAUGCGGAUUCUACUUGGGCCGAUUCCUUUACCAAGCUCCUCGCUUUCAACCAGACUCAGUACAGCCGUGUGCUCUCGAUCGAUUCCGACUCUAUGCUCCUUCAACCAAUGGAUGAGCUAUUCCUCCUACCUUCAGUCCCAGUAGCCAUGCCCCGGGCUUACUGGCUGUGGCCCGACAAGGAGAUCCUUUCAUCCCAAGUCGUCCUCAUCGAGCCCUCCGACGUCGAGUUCAAGCGCAUCCAAGACAAGAUCCAAGCCGCCUCAGGCGACGACUACGACAUGGAGAUUGUCAACUACCUCUACCGCGAGAGCGCCCUCGUUCUACCCCACCGCCGCUAUGAUCUGCUUACGGGAGAAUUUCGCGGCGACAACCACUCAAAGUACCUGGGCUCCGACGUCGAGGUCUGGGAUCCUGCUGCUGCCUAUAGUGAGGCCAAGCUCGUCCACUUUUCCGACUGGCCACUGCCAAAGCCUUGGCUUCCAACGCCGGAAGACGUUCGCAUCAAGAUACAGCCCGACUGCAAAAACACGACCGAGGGCAUUGAGGACUGUACCGCGAGGAUAAUAUGGAAUUCCUUCUACACUGAUUUUAAAACGAAGCGAGAGGAAGUCUGCGGUGAGGAUAAGCUGUAG